This is a messenger RNA of Thlaspi arvense, 465 nucleotides long. Lineage: Eukaryota; Viridiplantae; Streptophyta; Magnoliopsida; Brassicales; Brassicaceae. The record is from the annotation of a GenBank genome assembly.
AUGAAGAAGCUCGCCAGCAUAGCUGAAGGCAACAUGGUUCUCAAGUACCAGCUUAUCUCUGAGGACCUCGAUGCCCUAAUUACCGUCAAGUCCGACGAGGACAUCCUCCACAUGCUCGAGGAGUACGACCGCUACAAGCUCUCCUCUGGCCGCCCAAAGCUCCGUGCCUACCUAUUCCCCUCCACCCCAAUAAUCCCAGAACACCAUGAUGCCAUAGACGCCCGUUCUCCCGAGGAACGCUACAUUGAUGCUGUCAACGGCUUUUCCCUUAUCACCCGCCAGCACUCCCUCAGCAGCGACCGCCCUGACUUCUUCAUCGGCUUCAACUCCUCUGCCGGCUCAUUCCCCAAGUCAACGGAGAGCACCAAGAUUGACACCUCCCGCCUUGAAUCAAUAACACCAACUUUUGGGUACCCAAAAGAUCUGCACUUAUUCACAAAGUCAGAGCUCGCCAAGCAUUUGUAG